This is a messenger RNA of Artibeus jamaicensis (Jamaican fruit-eating bat), 1020 nucleotides long. RefSeq names its product kallikrein related peptidase 14 (gene KLK14). Gene Ontology annotation, molecular function: serine-type endopeptidase activity. Gene Ontology annotation, biological process: seminal clot liquefaction; epidermis morphogenesis; proteolysis. The record is from RefSeq and is a predicted model, not a curated record. NCBI's taxonomy places the organism in Eukaryota, Metazoa, Chordata, Mammalia, Chiroptera, Phyllostomidae. The transcript has 5 exons. The coding region runs from base 168 to 920 and encodes 250 amino acids.
GCCCUCCCUCUGGCCUCGACUCUGUGCAGCAUCCAUGCCUCUCAGGGUCUCGGUCUCUGUGUGAGAGGCUCUCGUUGUCUCUGUCCCUCAACCUCUGGGUCUCUCACAGCCUCCUUCUCCUCCACGUCCUCUCUGUCUUUGCCAGGACCCAGCCCCCAGCACCCGGAAUGUUCCUCCUGCUGGCCGUACUUCAGAUCUUGGCUGUAGCCAUGGCACAGAGCCAAGGGGACAACAAGAUAAUUGGUGGCUACCCAUGCAUCCCACACUCCCAGCCGUGGCAGGCAGCCCUGCUGGUGGGUGUCACCUGUCGCUUCCUCUGCGGAGGGGCCCUGCUGUCAGACCGGUGGGUCAUCACCGCUGCUCACUGCGCCCGCCGGAACCUGCGGGUUGCCCUGGGCAAGCAAAACCUGAAGAGGAAGGAGGCCACCGAGCAGGUGCUGCGUGUGGUACGCCAGGUGCCACAUCCCCAGUACAACCAUCGGACCAAUGACAACGACCUCAUGCUUCUGCAGCUGAGUCAUCCCGCACAGCUGGGGCCGGAGGUGAGGCCCAUCACUGUGGCCCAGAGCUGCGCCAGCCCCGGCACCUCCUGCCUCGUGUCCGGCUGGGGCACCACGUCCAGCCCCAUCGCCAGCUACCCCAACGCUCUGCAGUGCGUGAACAUCGAGACGGCCUCUGACCAGCAGUGUAAGGAGGCCUAUCCCGGAGCCAUCACGGCAGGCAUGGUCUGUGCCGGGGUCCCCAAUGGCGGAAAGGACUCUUGUCAGGGAGAUUCUGGGGGACCCCUGGUGUGCCAAGGGCAGCUCCAGGGCCUCGUGUCCUGGGGGAUGGAGCGCUGCGCCCUGCCUGGCUACCCCGGAGUCUACACCAACCUCUGCAAGUACUACAGCUGGAUCCAGAAAACCAUGAGGGGCGGCUGACUGCCGGUGCGACAGGACAUCGCUGCCCGCUUGCUGCCCAGACCUGCACGCUCCACUCGAGACCCAGGGGCCCUGGCCCCUAUCCCUCACUCCCUCAGAC